Molecule: messenger RNA, 5843 nt
Organism: Monodelphis domestica (gray short-tailed opossum)
Lineage: Eukaryota; Metazoa; Chordata; Mammalia; Didelphimorphia; Didelphidae
Source: RefSeq, a predicted model, not a curated record
GCCGCGGUGUGGCAUACCGCACGAUUGCCACGGCCUGAGGGAGGCUGGAGUUGGAACCAGCCGGGCAAUCCUCGCUCAAAGCCGCGCGCAUCUUCCUUCCUUAGGCACCAUUGUACCGGCGACCGCUAAAUCCCAGUGAGCUCUGUGCCGGGCGAGGCCAGAUCAGCCCUUGCCUCCCCUCCUCCGGAUUUUUUCUCCUUGCGCCUAUGGGGACCACGAGCUAGCGGGCUAGCUAGGGCGGUGUGAGCCCGUGGGAGCUGCCAGCCCAGCCCCUAGCAGCGGCAGCCGCACCAGCAACUGCACUCACACUGCAUCUGGGGAGCCGAGUGUAUGAGUGUGGAUCUGUGAGAGAGAGCGUGUGCGUGAGGGGGAGAGCAAAGACGUGAUUACUUCAGAAUUUAUUUAAGGGCCGGUGGAAACCACUGCAGCAGCAUCCAGGGGAAGCCCCUGCCUGCCCGAGAGAACGAGGAGGCGCAUCAAGAACGAGCAAGGGGAAAAGGCGAUGCCUUAGCAGCCCCCCGGACCCCAGUUUCAGCACAACGCGCGCAAGCAGCAGCAAUGAUGUGUGAAGUGAUGCCCACGAUAAAUGAGGACACCCCAAUGAGUCAAAGGGGUUCCCAAAGUAGUGGCUCAGACUCAGAUUCCCAUUUUGAGCAGCUGAUGGUGAAUAUGCUUGAUGAAAGGGAUAGGCUUCUAGAAACACUUCGAGAGACACAGGAAAGCUUGUCACUUGCACAGCAAAGACUUCAGGAUGUCAUCUAUGAUAGAGACUCACUCCAACGACAGCUUAAUUCAGCCCUUCCACAGGAUAUUGAAUCCCUAACAGGAGGAUUGGCUGGUUCCAAGGGGGCCGAUCCACCGGAAUUUGCUGCUCUGACAAAAGAAUUAAAUGCAUGCCGGGAACAGUUGCUAGAAAAAGAAGAAGAAAUUUCAGAACUUAAAGCAGAGAGAAACAACACAAGAUUAUUACUGGAGCAUUUGGAGUGCCUUGUUUCAAGACAUGAAAGGUCAUUAAGAAUGACAGUGGUGAAAAGGCAAGCCCAGUCCCCAUCAGGUGUUUCCAGUGAAGUCGAGGUUCUCAAAGCCCUGAAAUCUCUGUUUGAGCACCAUAAGGCUUUGGAUGAAAAGGUAAGGGAGCGACUGAGGGUUUCUUUAGAAAGAGUCUCUGCACUGGAAGAAGAACUAUCAGCUGCUAACCAGGAGAUCGUUGCUUUGAGGGAACAAAAUGCUCACAUUCAAAGGAAAAUGGCAUCUGCAGAAGGGACCACAGAGUCAGAACAUAUGGAAGGGAUGGAACCUGGCCAGAAAAUCCAUGAAAAGCGUUUGUCCAAUGGUUCCAUAGACUCAACAGAUGAUACCAGCCAAGUGAUGGAACUACAAGAAUUACUUGAAAAGCAAAAUUAUGAAAUGGUCCAAAUGAAAGAGCGCUUAGCAGCCCUUUCUUCCCGAGUGGGAGAGGUCGAACAGGAAGCAGAAACAGCCAGAAAGGACCUCAUUAAAACAGAGGAAAUGAACACCAAAUAUCAAAGGGAUAUUAGAGAGGCGAUGGCCCAAAAAGAAGACAUGGAAGAAAGAAUCACCACUCUUGAGAAGCGUUAUUUAAGUGCGCAGAGAGAAUCCACCUCCAUCCAUGACAUGAAUGAUAAACUAGAAAAUGAGCUGGCAAAUAAGGAGGCCAUCCUACGUCAGAUGGAAGAGAAGAACAGACAGUUACAGGAACGGCUUGAGUUGGCUGAGCAAAAGUUGCAGCAGACCAUGAGGAAAGCUGAGACCUUACCAGAAGUAGAGGCUGAACUUGCUCAGAGAAUUGCAGCUUUGACUAAGUCUGAUCCAACCUCCUCUACCUCAUCUGAUGAUUAUCAAUAUGUUAUGGAAGCUAAACUACAAGAAUUGAUCUCCAUACGUAGGAAGGCUGAGGAGAGACACGGUAACAUUGAAGAGCGGAUGAGGCAUUUGGAAGGUCAGCUUGAAGAGAAGAACCAAGAACUCCAAAGAGCUAGACAAAGAGAAAAAAUGAAUGAGGAACACAACAAAAGGUUAUCAGACACCGUAGAUCGACUUUUGACGGAAUCCAAUGAACGUUUGCAGCUUCACUUGAAAGAAAGAAUGGCAGCCCUGGAGGAAAAGAAUGUUUUAAUUCAAGAAUCUGAAAGUUUCAGAAAGAAUCUGGAAGAGUCAUUACAUGAUAAGGAGAGAUUAGCUGAAGAAAUUGAAAAGCUGAGGUCAGAACUAGACCAAUUGAAAAUAAGAACUGGCUCUUUGAUUGAACCUACAAUAUCAAGGACACACUUGGAUACCUCAACAGAGCUUCGGUAUUCUGUAGGAUCACUUGUGGACAGCCAGACUGACUACAGGUCAACGAAGGUGAUAAGAAGACCAAGGAGAGGACGUAUGGGAGUCCGAAGGGAUGAACCAAAGGUGAAAUCACUUGGGGACCAUGAGUGGAACCGAACUCAACAAAUUGGAGUACUAAGCAGCCACCAUUUUGAAAGUGACACUGAAAUGUCUGACAUUGAUGAUGAUGAUAGAGAAACUAUUUUUAGCUCAAUGGACCUUCUGUCCCCAAGCGGCCAUUCUGAUGCCCAAACUCUCGCCAUGAUGCUUCAAGAACAAUUAGAUGCAAUUAAUAAAGAAAUCAGGUUAAUUCAGGAAGAAAAAGAGUCCACAGAACUACGUGCUGAAGAAAUUGAGAACAGAGUUGCCAGUGUGAGCUUGGAAGGUCUGAAUCUAGCUAGAGUCCACCCAGGUACUUCAAUCACUGCCUCAGUAACAGCAUCAUCCUUAGCAAGUUCAUCUCCUCCCAGUGGUCACUCCACACCUAAGCUCACUCCCCGAAGUCCAGCCAGGGAGAUGGAUCGAAUGGGAAUCAUGACUCUGCCAAGUGAUCUAAGGAAACAUCGGAGAAAGAUUGCAGUAGUUGAAGAAGAUGGUCGUGAAGAUAAAGCAACAAUAAAAUGUGAAACAUCUCCUCCCCCAACACCAAGAGCCAUCAGAAUGACCCAUACCCUUCCUUCCUCAUAUCACAAUGAUGCCCGAAGUAGUUUGCCUGUGUCCCUGGAACCUGACAGCAUCGGUCUUGGCAGUGCCAAUAGCAGCCAAGAUUCCCUCCACAAAGCCCCCAAAAAGAAAGGAAUCAAGUCUUCAAUAGGUCGCUUGUUUGGUAAAAAAGAGAAGGCCCGGCUUGGACAACUCAGAGGCUUUAUGGAGACAGAAGCUGCAGCACAAGAGUCUCUAGGGUUAGGCAAACUUGGAACUCAAGCUGAGAAGGAUCGGCGACUAAAGAAAAAGCAUGAACUUUUGGAAGAAGCUCGAAGGAAGGGAUUACCUUUUGCCCAAUGGGAUGGGCCCACAGUGGUUGCAUGGUUAGAGCUGUGGUUGGGAAUGCCUGCCUGGUAUGUUGCAGCUUGCCGGGCCAACGUCAAGAGUGGCGCUAUCAUGUCUGCUUUGUCCGACACAGAGAUCCAGAGAGAAAUCGGAAUCAGCAAUCCUCUCCAUCGCCUCAAACUCCGGCUAGCAAUCCAGGAGAUGGUGUCCCUAACAAGCCCAUCCGCUCCCCCAACAUCUCGAACGCCCUCAGGCAAUGUUUGGGUGACCCAUGAAGAAAUGGAAAACCUUGCUGCUCCAGCCAAAACGAAAGAAUCUGAGGAAGGAAGUUGGGCCCAGUGUCCUGUUUUUCUGCAGACUCUGGCUUAUGGUGAUAUGAAUCAUGAGUGGAUUGGUAAUGAGUGGCUUCCCAGCUUGGGAUUACCUCAAUACAGAAGUUACUUUAUGGAAUGCCUGGUAGAUGCAAGAAUGUUAGAUCAUCUGACGAAAAAAGAUCUCCGGGUCCAUUUAAAAAUGGUGGAUAGCUUUCAUAGAACAAGUUUACAAUAUGGAAUUAUGUGCUUAAAGAGGUUGAAUUAUGACAGGAAAGAACUAGAAAGGAGACGGGAAGCAAGUCAACAUGAAAUUAAAGACGUGUUAGUGUGGAGCAAUGACCGCGUGAUUCGCUGGAUACAGGCAAUUGGACUUCGGGAAUAUGCAAAUAAUGUGCUAGAAAGUGGUGUGCAUGGAUCCCUGAUAGCCUUGGAUGAGAACUUUGACUAUAGCAGCUUGGCUUUGCUAUUACAGAUUCCUACACAGAAUACACAGGCAAGACAAAUUCUUGAGAGAGAAUACAAUAAUCUUUUGGCACUGGGGACUGAGCGGCGCCUGGAUGAAAGUGAUGACAAGAACUUCAGGCGUGGGUCAUCAUGGAGAAGACAGUUUCCUCCCCGAGAAGUCCAUGGGAUCAGUAUGAUGCCUGGUUCCUCAGAAACAUUGCCAGCUGGAUUUAGGCUAACCACCACAUCUGGACAGUCUCGGAAAAUGGCCACAGAUGUUGCUUCAUCGAGGUUGCAGAGAUUAGACAGCUCCACUGUUCGCACAUACUCAUGUUGACAAGCCUAUCAAAGGAGGCAGCACUGAACUGCUAUGUCAUCUUUUCAGUCUAUUCUACCUGAAGUGCACUAUCAUCUUAGAAGAGGAGUCGGAAAAACGACUUGGACACUUGAGCCCCUAAGGGAAAAUAAUGACAAGUCAAGGUUUAUUAAGCUGAACAUGUGAUUCUUUUUCCCAUGCAUUGUUUGGUUAGUUCACUAGAAUUGUAAUAAAAUGCUGAAACCAUUUUAAAAAGAAGCAUCCUUUACUCCUGAUGUUUUACAAAAGGGAACCACUCAUUUUUACAUUGUUCCAUCCAUUUUACUGUAAUAUACUAGACAUUUAUGUAUUACUGUGUAUGUAUUUCUUUUAAAAUGUGUAAGUUUUAUGUAAAAAUUGAUAUAAAUAUGAUUUUAUAUAAAAAAAAUCUAUGGUUCAUGGUGUCUGAGUGCAAGCACUUGACAAUUAUCCUGUUUGUAUCUUAUCAUUCCAUUUUUACAGUUUUUGGAUUGUAACAGUCAGAUGAAUAUGUUUAUCGGAGUUAGCUUCCACACAUUUCUCCUUCAAAUCUGUCAAUACUUAAAAGCUGGACACCUGCCUCUGAUCCCAUCUAAACUGAAUGAUUUAACCUGGAAAUAGAGCCAAAAUGGACCUUCAAAGGCAACCUGAAAUGCCCAAUCCCUGUAGAAAACCACUGUGAUGGCUCACUAUCCUUUUCAACACAAAACCAAGCCAACUGUUUACAAAAGCAAUGACUCAAAAACCAAGUUUAUAAGGAACAUUCUCUUUUCUUGUUACCUGUGGACCAAGAAAGAACCUUUCUUUCCUAAUAACCACAUUUUCAUUCUAAGGUCUUCAGUCACCAGCCAGCAUUAGACAGUGAAUCGUAAGCACUGCAAGGAGUCUGAGGCUCAAAUUUCCUACUGUAAAAACAGACAAAAAACACACUGAAAUUCCCACCUCUUCCCCUUCCCCCUUUUUUUGUCAUUUGAACAGGGCAUUAGCCAGACCCAUGACUAAUGUUAUAAGCUUUUAGCCAAGAUGGCCUUGUUGAGACUUCCCUGAAGUCCAUUUUUAUCAGAGGAAAUAACUGAAAGACAGAAUAAUUAACAUAUAUAGUGUAUAAAAAUAUAGAAGAGCAACUCUUCCCUGUGGCUUUAUUUGGUGGUGUGACUGUUGUUUAUUCUUUGUUUACAUGGGAAAUUUCAAAGUACAACCUAUUUAAUAAUACCAUUUACCGAAAUGCUCAUUUUCCACUGCUUGACCUUCUGGAGCUCAAGACCUGUCUUUUAGUUAUUUCUUUUCGCAGUUUAAUUUGCAAUGUUUGCACGUACAUAACAUUUGUUUUGUCGUCUUCUGUUUGGCAGAUUUCAGUAGAAAGGUAAUGGUGAGAGAAUUUCCCCCCAAUUGUCAAUAAAAAAACCAAACAAACUACUUCCACUCUC